AAAAGCGCAAUAGCGUUAAGUAGUACUACGGCGUAAUCGUAUCUUCAUAAAUGAAGUAUAUUUGAUCGGGUUCGAUGUUUAAGCGAUCGAUUUUAUUUUCUGAGGAGACCAUAAAGAAAAUACAUCUGAAAGUACGAUGGCUGUGGAAGGAUUAAGGGAACGUCUGAAAAAUGGAAAAGAUAUCAUAGUGGCUGAAGGCUAUCUAAUGGAGCUAGAGAGGAGAGGAUAUUUGCAGGCUGGCGCUUUUAUUCCAGAAGUCGUAUUAGAACACCCUGAAGUUGUUAAAGGUCUUCAUGAAGAAUUCGUACAUGCCGGAAGUGACGUUGUCGUUGCUUAUACCUAUUAUGGUCAUCGAGCAAAGAUGAAAAUUAUCGGUCGUGAGGACGAUUUGAUGGAGCUGAAUGUCCGCGCCCUGAGAAUGGCGAAGGAAGUGGCGGUCAAGACGGGGACCUUGAUGGCGGGAGACAUCUGUAACACCACCGUCUUUCGUCGAGACGACCCCAAAUCUAUUGAGGAGGUCCGAGAUAUGUUUCGGGAACAGAUCGAAUGGGCAGUGCAGUGUGGUGCUGAUUACAUCAUAGCAGAGCGGUAUGAUGAGUUUGCUGAGGCAAUGCUGGCACUAGAGUGUAUCAAAGAGUAUGGCAAUGGACUGCCUGCAGUUGUCACCCUGACACCGCAAGAAAAAGACGAAACCAAAGACAGGUUAACUUAUCCGGAGGCAUGUAAAAAGCUGGAGGAUGCCGGGGCAGCUGUGGUUGGACUGAACUGUUUAAGAGGACCUGUAACAAUGCUUCCUUUACUGAGAGAGAUCCGAAAAGUGUGCAAGGGACCCAUUGCUGCUCUCCCUGUUCCAUUUCGAACUACUCCAGAAGAACCAACAAUGGAGUUAUUGAUAGAUCCAGACACGGGCAGUCCUGCAUUCCCCGUUGAUCUCCCUAGAUUUUUCUGCAGCAGAAGUCAGGUGGCUGAUUUCGCGAGACAGGCCAGAGAAAUCGGCGUGCAGUAUAUUGGUCUUUGUUGCGGCAAUGCUUCACACUAUACCCGCUUGGUAGCGGAGGAAUACAAUAGACGUCCCCCAGCCAGCAAAUAUGCACCGGAUAUGUCAAAGCACUACAAAUUUGGAAAGAAAACGUUUUUGGAGAAGCAUCACGCAGGUGUUCAUGAUAUGUAAUAUCAUUAGACUAAUUAAAAAUUCCAGUCGGUU
Molecule: messenger RNA, 1204 nt
Organism: Ostrea edulis (European flat oyster)
Lineage: Eukaryota; Metazoa; Mollusca; Bivalvia; Ostreida; Ostreidae
Product: S-methylmethionine--homocysteine S-methyltransferase BHMT2-like
Exons: 7
Coding region: 137-1171 (344 amino acids)
Molecular function (GO): zinc ion binding; methyltransferase activity
Source: RefSeq, a predicted model, not a curated record